AUAAAGUGUGGUCAAGGUCAAAGGGAGUAUUGGCUGGAACGUAUAAAGUAACGAAUAUGAUAUUUUAGUAUUUAAAUUUAGUUAUUAUGUCUUUGAAUAUACAUAAUGUACAUAAAAAUAUAAAUAUAAACAAUAAAAUGUUUUUCUUUGUUGUUUUAUUGGGUGAUGAAAGUAGCAAUCAUUGCAGUAUUUUUUUUACAUAACCCGCUUACGCGAUUAUGAUUUUUUUUGCAUUGUUAGACACCUUCAUCGCCCGAUAAAAGAAGAAAUAAAGCAUUUUACUCGCAUUGUUCAAAUAAUUCUUGCAGAAAAUCAAACAUUUUUUUUAUGAUAUUCGUUUGGGUAUUUGAUUUCUUAUUUUUUUUUUUGUUUAUUUUGGAUAUACCUUUUUGCAUACAAAUUGUUUCUAAAAUGCAUAUGUCUUAGAGUAAUUUUACCCAACUCAAAACAUGUAUAUGCUUAUACAUGUAAUAGGUUCCUGAUUACAUGUACAUUUGAAUUAUAGUAAUGCUGGUAAUUCCUUUUGCAGAUAGAGACCUCCUGAUAUUGGCCUAUAUACUGUAUUUUACUAGUACAGCGGCAGUUAAUGAAUUAUAUUGGUACAUCUUGUUUCUCAUGCACAACCCAGAUGUGGUUGCACGCAUGCGCAAAGAAAUACAGGAAAAUGUUGGAUCGAAGAAAUCCGUGACUAUGGCCGACCAAGUCAAGCUUCCUUACUGCCGGGCCGUGAUGUAUGAAGUACUACGAAUAUCUGCCACUUUCAUCAUCACUGCUACACGUACAUUGUCAGAAGAUAUCGAAGUCAAAGGUUUCACGCUGCCAAAAGAUGCUUGGUUGAUGCCGGUAUUAGGCACCAUCAACCUGGACCCGGCUAUUUUUCCCGAGCCAGAGAAAUUUAAACCAGAGCGAUUUCUGAAUGAGAAUGGGGAACUGGCUGGUUAUGAGAAGGUGUACGCUUCAUUUUCUCUAGGUCCGAGAGAUUGUUUAGCCAAGAACCUUGGUAAAAUGGAAAUGUUUCUUUUUCUUACAACACUGGUGCAGAACUAUGAUAUUGAAAACGAGGCCGGGAAACCUCUACCCUCUCUGGAUGGAACCGCAAUUGGAUUUCGUCUUGCCAUUCCCUACGAAGUUUGUUUGAAAAAAAGAAGCUAACACAAUGGGCGAUAA
Molecule: messenger RNA, 1167 nt
Organism: Ostrea edulis (European flat oyster)
Lineage: Eukaryota; Metazoa; Mollusca; Bivalvia; Ostreida; Ostreidae
Product: cytochrome P450 2D4-like
Exons: 2
Coding region: 508-1152 (214 amino acids)
Biological process (GO): xenobiotic metabolic process
Cellular component (GO): intracellular membrane-bounded organelle; cytoplasm
Molecular function (GO): iron ion binding; heme binding; oxidoreductase activity, acting on paired donors, with incorporation or reduction of molecular oxygen, reduced flavin or flavoprotein as one donor, and incorporation of one atom of oxygen
Source: RefSeq, a predicted model, not a curated record